Messenger RNA from Octopus sinensis (East Asian common octopus), 2128 nucleotides. Its product is annotated as probable ethanolamine kinase. Gene Ontology annotation, molecular function: ethanolamine kinase activity. Gene Ontology annotation, biological process: phosphatidylethanolamine biosynthetic process. The transcript has 9 exons. The record is from RefSeq and is a predicted model, not a curated record. Gene Ontology annotation, cellular component: cytoplasm. Bases 440 to 1543 code for a protein of 367 amino acids. Lineage: Eukaryota; Metazoa; Mollusca; Cephalopoda; Octopoda; Octopodidae.
UAGCAUCACAGCCUAGAGUUAAAAUCUGCAACACUACCUUUUCCUCUAGUUACGCCUCUGACACGGGCGUAGUCUCAUAUAUAGAUGUGUGUAUAUAUAUAUAUAUAUAUAUAUAUGUGCCUCUUGUCACAUUGUGUUUGUUAUUACUUAUAUGUGCUAACCUGCACUGAGCUUUGUAAUUAAAAAAAUAAGCAAACACUUGUUUUGAUGUUCGAAGUUUCUAACAUCAAGUGUUUAUGUGUGUAGUAUAGUUGGAUGCCGCGUAUCAAUGUAAUUUGAGGUGUCUUAUCACUCUGACUGCCUCCCGUGUUUCUGUCUAUUUGUCGAGUAAAUGUGAAACCGUCAGCAACAUAAAACCCGUCUAUCGUGACAACACAUCACAGAACAAGCUGGGUCACAUUUGGAAAUAGGUGUUGUUAUCUCCGGCACUUGAUCAGAAAUGUCGCCGCAGGCCGUCGUGCAGAUAUCAAUCAACCCAAACGAUUACAAAGAUGGUAUUUACGAUAUUUUAAAACUGGUGCGGCCCUCCUGGCAGCAGGAUUCCAUAUUCUUCAAAGUUUUCAGUGAAGGAAUUACCAAUCAGUUGGUGGGUUGCUACCAAAAUGAUUCACACAGUGACAUGGUCCUUGUUCGCCUCUAUGGGAAAAACACCGAGCUUCUUAUUGACCGCAAAUUAGAGUAUUUAUCCAUGACCCUCCUGAAUUCAAAAGGUAUGGCUCCAGACGUUUACUGCUGCUUCAGCAAUGGUAUGUGUUACGGUUAUCAACAGGGACGGCCCAUCAACGUACAUGAAGUGUGUGAUCCAAAAAUUAGCGGUCUGAUUACACAAGAAAUGGUCCGCUUACAUAGCAUCAAAGCUAGUGAAGUUGAUGAUUUGCAAACUUACAGUGUGUUCUUCAAAGGUGAACCAAUUCUGCUCAAGAAAAUGAAGAGCAUGCUACAGAUUAUUCCAAAUAAAUUUGAAGACAGCCAGACACAACAAAGGUACACAUCUGAGAUUUUGGAUAAAAUAAACCUGUGGGAUGAGUUCAAUGACCUCUGCAAGGUAUUUGAGAAUUGCGAUGUGCCCGUAGCCAUCUGCCAUAAUGAUCUGCUCUUAAACAACAUCAUCUACAAUGCCAAAACAGAUUCAAUUUCCUUCAUAGAUUUUGAAUAUACCUAUGAGAACUACAUUGCCUAUGACAUUGCCAACCAUUUCUGUGAAUAUGCUGGAGUUGAUGAAGCUGACUUCUCUCGUUGUCCCAAUGAAGCAUAUCAACUGAAAUGGAUAAAGAACUAUCUAGAACUUUACAAGAAAAUGGCCUCUCCACAAGGUUCUAAAACUCAUGCUGUCACUGAUGAAGAAGUUAGACACAUGUAUAUCUGGGUUAGCAAAUUUUUUGCAGCCUCCCAUUUCUUCUGGGGUAUUUGGUCUCUAAUCCAAGCAUAUAAUUCUGUCAUAGAAUUCGAUUUCCUCAGUUAUGGUAUUCUCCGCCUCAAUGAAUAUCUUCGCUGUAAGCACUUCCUCUACGUACAGCUGCCUAAUUCGAACAAUCCCUCUUAGCGAAACAUUGACUAAGUUCCAGACUCCAGCAGGGGCUGAUCACCAACAAUGUCGUCUCACCUUUCAGCAUUCAUAUAAACGAACUUCAUCUUACUCAAACGUCUUUGUAAACAAAGAUGGGAAUCAUACUUGCAGCCUCUUACAGAAGCCAGCUCAUCUUAUUACAAGUGUUUUAGUAUCAUCCCACCUGGCAUGUGGUGGCAUUCAUGACCCAACCAACAGAGGUGUUGUUAUUGCAGUAGGAUGACAAGACUGGGUGCUUGCAUGCAAGCCACAACUUCAUCGUUGGUGUCUUGGUCGUUCCACCUGAUCUUUCUAUACGUUUAUAGUGCUGAGUUUUAAUUCCUGCUUCAGGGGGAGCUACUUGCUACUAGAGGUUGACAACCUAUCCAGGGAGCUACUCAACCUCAAGUCACAUGAUAAAGAUUAAUUAUAUAAUCCUAAAUAAUAUAUUUAUUGAUGAUUAAAGAUUUCUUAUAAAAUAUAAUAUGCAUUUUUAAAUAACAUGUUUAAAAUCAUUCUACACACGUUACUUUUUUUUUCUUUCAGAUUACUUGGAGAACUGUUUCUUACGUGUGUGUGUGU